AUGUCAGAUAAACCACCAUCUAAACCAUCGGGUACGAUCCGAUUGAAAUCGGUUGAGUCUAAAGGUCUACCGACGUUAAACACAGCAAAGAAACCUGCUGGUUUGAAUCGUACACCUCCAACUUCAUCAUCGUCAUCUACCUCAUUAACAUCAUUAUCAUUCUCAACAACUCCAUCUACUUCCUCUUCUUCUUCUUCACAUGCACAACCAACUUCAACAACAUCGUCAACACCAUUGUCAUCAUUGUCAUCUAGACUACCAACCACAACCACAACUACUACCACAACAUCAAGUAGUAGUAACAGCAGUAGCAGUAGUGGUAGUACUAGACCUGCAAUCAAUGUAAAUGUAUCGAGUGGUGUCACUAGAAAUCCAACUACUUCCACUACUUCAACUACAACAUCAGCAGCACCAAAGUCAGCUGGACCAAGACCACCUGUUGCACCAAACAUCGUUCCAAGAGCAAAGAAAGAGUUUACUCCAAACUUGGUGAAAAGAACUAAAGUUGAGGAGAAUAAAAUAGAUUCUAUGCUACCAAGUUCAAUUACAGAUAUUCUAAAACAUUCUUUGACAACGAUUGGCACUAUUUCCGAUCAGAAACCAAAACAUGAUAGAAACAGACAGAUUCGUCAAGGUAUCAAUCCAAGAGCUAAAAAGCAUGGUACAACAACAUCUGCUAUACCGAAUGCUCCUUCGCUUCCACUCACUCAACUACCAGAUUCAUAUCUAGAGAGAAAUAGUCAGCAAAGAUCAGCAAAUAAAGAAACAGAUAAAUUGAAUGAAGAUUUCGUUAAUCAGUUAUUCCACGAGAUGGAAAUCGACCCGAUGCAACCGAACCAUCCAACACAUCUUCCAUUGGUAGAUCCAAGAAAGGUAUUAAAGGAAUACUCACUUAAAGAUGCAAAACUAGAUAUCGAAAAGAAAAAGAAAGAGAUUCAAGAGAAAAUUCAAAAUGGUGAAAUGUCAGAUGGUUUGAGUUUAGAUUCGUUGAUUGAAGAUUCGAAUAAUACAUUGUUUUCAAAGCCAAAGAAGGUGGAGGAACAGGUGAAACCAUUCCACAACGAAGGAAUAUUCCUAAAUGACGACCAUCUAUUUUUUAUUCAACUUCCUACUUCGUUGCCAUCGUCGGCAACCAGACCAGUUAUGAUAUCCCCACUGAUGCCAUUGCCACCCGGUGCCAAACCACCACCUGGAAUGCCUCUGCCACCCGGUGCCAAACCACCUGCUGCUACCGGUGGUACCGCACCACCUGCUGCUGCUACUAAUGCAGCUAACAACAAUAACCCAACAGAACUUAACAAAACAUCAUUCGUACCUAUGAUUUAUCCAGGUGAUUUCUCAAACACUAUGAAAUCGUUACCAUCUGGCAAACUAGGUACUCUCAAAAUAUAUAAAUCCGGUAAAACUAUAUUAACAAUUGGUUCCGUUGAAUAUCAUGUAUCAGCAGGUAAUAAAUUAAAGUUUUUAGAAGAGAUCAAGUGUAUUACUCCUGAUGGUCCUACUUGCUAUACACUAGGUACACCUUCACAACAUCUAGUAGCAUCACCAAUGAUAAAUAUAGGUGCACAACAACAAGAUGCAACAUAA
Messenger RNA from Heterostelium album PN500, 1587 nucleotides. RefSeq names its product DNA-directed RNA polymerase III subunit RPC4 (gene rpc4). Gene Ontology annotation, molecular function: DNA binding. Gene Ontology annotation, cellular component: RNA polymerase III complex. The record is from RefSeq and is a predicted model, not a curated record. Gene Ontology annotation, biological process: transcription by RNA polymerase III. Bases 1 to 1587 code for a protein of 528 amino acids. The transcript is spliced from 5 exons. Lineage: Eukaryota; Evosea; Eumycetozoa; Acytosteliales; Acytosteliaceae.